Molecule: messenger RNA, 2616 nt
Organism: Triplophysa rosa
Lineage: Eukaryota; Metazoa; Chordata; Actinopteri; Cypriniformes; Nemacheilidae
Exons: 16
Coding region: 274-1863 (529 amino acids)
Biological process (GO): cell surface receptor signaling pathway; T cell costimulation; cellular response to lipopolysaccharide
Cellular component (GO): external side of plasma membrane
Source: RefSeq, a predicted model, not a curated record
GAGGCUGAGGCUGAUGCUGAUGCUGAGUCACUCGAAAGCUUUCAGAGCCAAGUGAUCCAGUUGCAACGAACCAUUCAGACAUUCACGUGAAGACGGAUCAAAGCAUUAUAGAAGCAUCGGUCAUUCGUUGCAUUUGAGCCACUGCGGUGGACCCAGCCCAGAGGAUGUUGGGAGUUCACCUCCGGGGAACAAAGACCAACAAUAUGCUGAAAUGAAUUAGAAGGAGAAGAUUCUUGGACAUGAAAAACGACACUAGAGACGACGAAGGUCUAAAUGUUCCCUAUGAAGAUGAAACUACUUCUCUGCUUUUUCAUUUCACUACAUGUGAUGCUAUCAGAUGAACGUUUGAUAGUGUCAGGAUCAAACUUUUCUUUAUCUGCGUACGUUGGUCAGGACAUGACUCUGAACUGCUCUGUGGACUCUCACAUCCCACCUGAAGAAGUUUCAUGGAAGAAAAUAGAUAAACAUGGAAACAUCCUGGUUCUGCUCUAUCAAAACAACAAGAUCCAUCCAGAUUCAUCAGAUGAGCGAUACAGAGACAGAGUUGAGUUCUUCAGUGAUGAAAUCCACAGAGGAAACUUCUCUCUCAGACUGAAGAGAGUCAGAACUGAAGAUAAAGGACUUUACAUGUGUCAAGUGUUUGCUGGACCACUUACAGCCAACACGACUGUAGAACUUCAACAACUGGGUUUCUCUGGUUUCCACGUAAUGGUGUUGAUUCUCUGUGUUACUGCAUGUGGAUCUGUUCUUCUGAUCUGGUGGCUAAUCUUGAGAUCACAAAACAGUGUCCUUUGUGUUCAGAUGUGUCUGGUCUUCUGUCCAAAUAUCCUCAUGUUCUUUGCUUUUGUCUUCUGGGGUGUUUCUGAAGGAUUUCUGAAUGAGACGGUCACCUGCUGUGCUCUGUUUUUUCUACGACCACUAAUGUUGCUUUGGUCUGCACCUCAAGACAACGACUUUCCAGAAAAGAUGAGGUAUGUUGCGUGUUACAGCUUUUGCCUGGAAUUUAUUCUUUUCACAAGUGUGGUCUUUUCAGUUCUUUAUAAAAACGUUGGGAACAGACUCCUGCAUUUUUCAGCCUUUGAAAGAAGCAUGAUAACAGUCUUGUUUGGAAUGAUGCCUGUCUUGUGUGUCAUCAUCAUUGUUUACAUAGUGUUCACUGUAGCCGCAGCGACGCAUCCAUUAAAACUCAACAUUAUGGCUUUUAUAAGCUUUGAUAUUCUGCCACCAUUACAACUAAUACUUUUAUUCUACGCAUUCGGUGUUGCCAGAGGAACAUUUCUCAUUGCUGGAGUUUUACCAGUGAUUGUAAUCGUGGCAAGAUUUAACUGGAACUAUAUAUGUGGAAGAGAAGGACUCAAAUGUCAUCCUUUGGUCACGAGAACAGUGUGGUUUAUAUUCACAUUGCUGAUGAAUGUAAUAAUAGGCUCUUUUUACCUCAUGGCUCUGGAAAACGAGGAAGAUAUUGCAGGAUGGGCUUGUUUGAUCAUGUUUCUUCAAGUUCUAUGGGCCGUUAUUAACUUCAGGCGUUCCUUUAAUCAUUGGGGUGUCAAGAUCAAUGUCGCUGUAUAUUUGUUUGGAUCAGCUGGUGUUGUUUUAAUCAACGCUGUUGCUCUGAUGACUAAAUUGAUCGUGAAGAAAGUUAAUGGUGAACAUUCACUGGGGGAUCUGAGAGUCACCGUCUUCACCUCUGAAAGCCUGUUUGCUGUAUGUCUGUUGAUUCUACAAAUUUAUGACGUAUCUGGAGGAUUUAAGCAAUCAGAGACUCAGCUUCGCCGUCAGCCUUCCUUCACACAACGCUACUACAACAGAGGCAGUUCUUUACAGAUCCACGGCACAGAACCCAUAGCUCAGCAGAACCCAUAGCCAGGGGCAGACUGGCCAUCUGGCGUACCGGGCGUUUUCCCAGUAACGUAUGUGGCCGUAACGGACGCGUUUGCCGCUAACGUUUGGGGCUGUAACGGAGGCGUUGGACGCUUAGACGGAUGUAUUAUAAACACGAAUGCACGCAACGCGAAUGCACUCCCCCCCCCCCCCGUCGACAGAUUCGGUGGAGGGCCGAUGCGGGCCUAAAAAUGCCAGGGCCGAUUUUUCUUCCCAGUCCAGCCCUGCCCAUAACUCAAACAAUUGAAUUACAAUAAUAGUUGAGGCUGGUCUUAACAAGUUCUGACAAACCAGCCAACAGAAUAUGUUGUUCAGAGCAUGCUUAUUAUGUCAAACAAUGUAAUAAUGAUAUAACCUUUCUUUAAGCACGACAAAGUAUAAUGCACUUGAAAAAUGACUCAACUUAUUGGAUGUAAGGUUUUUCUUGGGUAUAAUUCAGAUCUCGAUUAGAUACCUCGAUCUCAAACUCUUCAUCACUGGACUGUCAAUGGUUGUGUAAAGACGUUGUAUUUAUUGUUGGCCUAAUGUUGAAUGGUAAGUUAUUAAAAAGUCAUUGUUGUUGUGUUAUUGUUAGUGUUGUUUCUUCAAAAUGUUUUCUUAUGUGUUGUGAAGGAGAAUGAAAUGAUCUAAGGAUGAAUGAAUGAUGAAAGAAACACACGGGUCACUUCUCAGUUACCGUGAUGAAACUUGGUGUCUUCAUGAACAGUGUAACUCGGGGGUGUCCAAUGUCGGUAC